This is a messenger RNA of Mucor velutinosus, 879 nucleotides long. RefSeq lists its product as uncharacterized. Bases 1 to 879 code for a protein of 292 amino acids. Lineage: Eukaryota; Fungi; Mucoromycota; Mucoromycetes; Mucorales; Mucoraceae. The transcript is spliced from 5 exons. The record is from RefSeq and is a predicted model, not a curated record.
AUGAAUUACCUUGUGAUGGACAGAGCUUCAGAAGCAGCAGCAAAUGAUUUAGCUGAAGUUCGCAAAUUGAUUGAAGGCAUGAAUGCGCUUGUGAAUAGUCAGAUACAACAACAGCAACAACAACAACAACAACAACAGCAACAGGCACAAUUGCAGGCACAACAGCAGCUACAUUUGCAGUAUUCUGAAUACCCUACUCGUGAUCAACAACAGCAGGAGGCUGUACUGAUGGCUGCUACAUUAGCUGCUGUUACCGAAGAUCAACAAUACCUGAGUGUACCUCCCUCUCCAUCCCCAUCACCUCAACAAGCAACAAACACUAAUGUAGAUUCAAGUCAGCAAGAACAAUCAAGCGGCGUGAAUGAGGAGACACCACGAGAGUUACCAAAGGAACAAUCAUCUACUGCGGCAGCAAAACCCGUGAAAACGAAAAGAGUUGGUAAAAAAAUCACCUCACCACCCUCUACACAACCAGAAACGACAGAAACCUCAGCUACCUCGGCUACACCUACUACUGAUACGCCCGCUAACAGCGUACCUUCCCCUCAAGCUGGUGUUAUUGUCGAGGUCACCCAUUUAACAUUUAAUCGUGUAUUGUAUUUUCAAUUAGCCCAGGAUGCCACCAUUGAACCUAUGAUCGCUUGGUUGAGACUCUCUUACCAAGAUGCAGCCAUCACUGGUAUGGUGCUUCAAUACAAAGGAUUUGAUGGAUUAUGGAAAUGCUUGUUGAAUCGAGACGAGUCUCUAAGACGCAUCUUGAAGCAAAGUAUGAAGGGAAAUACUAUGCUUCAAAUGAGAGUGCCUCGUGAACAGGAUUUAUUGAGCUCGGGUUAUACAGAUCGACGUCUUUUAGCUUUAACCAAAACAGAAUGCAUGUAA